UAAUGGACCUCAAGGUGAGUUAGAGGGCGACCCGGAAGUGUAGAGGUUGGCGGGAAAAUGAGAGCCCUUUCCGGAGGGAAAAUGGAACUUUAGAGCAGCAUCAGAAUUCAGAAGAAUUGUUCGCUUCGUUUGUUCGUGCUACAAUCGUCGUCUUGAUAGGUUAGGCGAUAAUGGCGCAAACAGAAACCCUAGGUGUACUUGAAGAUAUUGAAUCCCUCGUUUCGGAUAAGCUCCAAGUGGUAUCUUACAAAUGGCUAAGCCGCAAUUAUAUGGUGUCAUCUGAUGCUGCGAAGAGGUUGCUUCAGGAGUUUGUUCAAAAGCAUGGAACUGGAUUUGAAGUGAUAUACAAGUUGUCUGGCUGGUUAAAGAGUACUCCUCCAAGUUACCAUGUAAGACUUGUUACUGGGCCAAAGCUUGCAGAAGCACAAAAGGAAUUUGAUGGUAAUUGCUCAGUUCAGGUCUAUAGCGUGCAAGCUAGCAUUCCAAAGGAUCCAGCCGUGCUUUGGAAUGCAGAAUUUAUUCAAGCAGAGGAGCUCUUCAAGCAGGCUUCCUCAGUAGAUAAUUGUCUGAGAGAUAACAGGUUCUGUGGUAUUUCAAAUUCCUUUGUUCGACGGAAUGCAGAUAGCACACAAUCGUUUCCUGCUGCUCAACAGGCAAAACCUGCAGCAGGCCUGGGUAUACAGGAAUCCAUUCCAAAAGUUUCUGCCCAAUCACAUAAUGUGGUGAAAGAUGUCAAAAGUGAAAGCCAUAGUACAGUAAAUACUAGAACUUCUGGGCAUGCCAAUAAACCUGAAGAUAAAGAAAAGGCCUUCUUCCCCUUGCCCACAGGCAAAAAGAAAGUGCAAGCUGAAAAGAGCUCUGCUGCUGGAGGUUCAUUGGCAAAUUUGUGGGGUCGUGCAUCUGCAAAAUCUAAGCCUUCCUCUGUUCCUGUAGAUAAUAGUAAUGCGGUGUCAAAUUCUAUUGUUGCUAGUGCAGAUGCCCAAAUUAGUGCUCGUGAAGAAGGAGACGGUGGUAGCAGCGAUAAUGAUAGUCAAGAUUUUACGUUAAGGAAAUCAUCAGCCGGUGAACGUUCCAGGAAAAGGAGAGUUGUCCUUGAUUUCUCAGAUGAAGAUGAGGAAGAUGUUAUUAGUCUAGCAUCACCUGAGUUACCAAAAGGGCAGACAUCUCAGGAUCACAAACAUGAUGAUAAAGGUUCAUUAGAGAAUGGCAUUUCAAACAACAUGCAGACUGACAAUAUGUGCAAGGUUAAGGAAGAGAACACAAACCAAUCACCAAGAGAAGACGGUUCAGUUAUCAGCAAGUGCACAAAUAUUGGGAAGUCAUCUGCUGACAAGACUCAUAGUGGUGCUCCUGAAGUUAGUGUAAAUAAUAAGGAUAAUCUUGAGAAUACUGCUCCUUGUUCACCUAAAAGGAGGAAAGUGCUCAAGACAAGGAUUGAUGAACGUGGGAGAGAAGUGACCGAAGUUGUCUGGGAGGGGGAGGAAACAGAAGCAAAGAAAGCUGAUAAUGCUCCCGUAAAGAAAGAUGACAAAGAUGCAUCCACCACUACUGUCAACAGGGCUCCGGCAGCUAAGAAGUCAUCAGCCAAUGCCACUUCUAAUCCUACUGGGAAAGGAGGAAACCAUAAAGUGGGAAAGUCGAAGGAUCCUAAACAAGGCAAUAUUCUUUCAUUCUUCAAGAGGGUUUGAGAGUUCUAGAUAGAAUCGUCACACCGAAGAGACUGUUCUUUCAGCAGAGGAUGAUUCUCAGUGCAAGUCUCUUGAUGAUUGUGCCGUUUUGCAGUCUUCUGAUCUGUUUCUCUAUGUUGGUUGCUAGUUUCGGUGGAAUCUGAAAGUAGGAUAGCUGAUAUAUCUUUGUUUUCUAGUACAAGUUGAUGUGUAUGGUUUCCUUGCACAUUUUUGAUGUAACAGAUACAUCGAAUUCCCAUGUAAGUGUGUAGUUGUUCGCAAUCCAGUAGUUGUCAAUGACCCAA
Molecule: messenger RNA, 1972 nt
Organism: Neltuma alba
Lineage: Eukaryota; Viridiplantae; Streptophyta; Magnoliopsida; Fabales; Fabaceae
Exons: 8
Coding region: 171-1688 (505 amino acids)
Biological process (GO): DNA synthesis involved in UV-damage excision repair; nucleotide-excision repair, DNA gap filling; DNA replication
Cellular component (GO): delta DNA polymerase complex; nucleus
Molecular function (GO): DNA-directed DNA polymerase activity
Source: RefSeq, a predicted model, not a curated record